Messenger RNA from Prosopis cineraria, 1948 nucleotides. RefSeq names its product disease resistance-like protein DSC1. The record is from RefSeq and is a predicted model, not a curated record. Bases 1088 to 1558 code for a protein of 156 amino acids. The transcript is spliced from 6 exons. Lineage: Eukaryota; Viridiplantae; Streptophyta; Magnoliopsida; Fabales; Fabaceae.
AGCUCUUGCCGGAGAUGUCUAUAACAAAAUCUCCCACCGUUUUGAUUCUGCCUAUUUCAUCUCCAUUCCAAGUAACAAAGACAUGUUAAAAGAGGCAUUUCUUCGGAUAGCUUUCCCAGAAGAAUUUGAACCUCAAUAUUCUAAAAGCCUAAGACUCUACAAGAUACUUGUUGUUUUUGAUGAUGUAGAGCAGCAGGGACUUUUAGAUGAAGGAUGGAUUAGAGGGUUGUUCGGAGGAAGAAGUGGAAUUAUCAUAACAAGCAGAGAUGAGGAACUCCUUAGGUAUCUUGGAGUAGAUGAAAUUCACAAGGUGGAACUAUUGAAUCAAAAAGAAGCUCUUCGACUUUUCUGCAAAAUUGUUUUCAAAAGUAACAAACCAAUGAGAGGUUAUGAGGAACUGACCUUUGAUGCACUUAAAUUUGCCGAUGGCCUUCCGUUAGCUAUUAAAUCAGUGAGUUCAUCGCUGGUUAGUCCAAGUGUCUCAGAGUGGAAAAGUGUGUUGACCAAGCUGCAAACAGAUCUUGACUUUUCAAUCAUCACGGUGCUUCAAAAAAGUUUUGAUGGACUCUCAUUUGAACAGAGAAAAGCUUUCUUGGAUAUUGCAUGUUGCUUUGCAGGUCAAAGGACAGAUUGACGAACGCAAUAUCUUGGUCAUGUUUUUUAAGGCGGCACUCAUGCUCAACAGGCUUACGGAUAAGUCAUUGAUAAUCAUAUCAAAUCAAAUAAUAAAAGUACAAUCUAUCCUAUAACAAUUGGCAAAAAUAAUUGUUCAACGUGAAUCUUCUCAGCCUGGAAUGCGGAGUAGGAUAUGGAGUUAUGCAGAUUUUUGUCAUAUUAUGGAGACAAACACUGGAACUAAUCGUGUUGAAGUCAUAGUAGCCUCAAAUAAUGAAGAACAUCCACAAUGGAGAACGUUAAACAUCAAAGGUUUGUCAAAAAUGAAGGGACUUAGAAUUCUUAUAUUAAGCGGUGUGAAAUUUUCAAGAAGUUUGAGUGAUCUUUCUGACAACUUAACAUAUCUUUGAAUAAAUAUCCGUUUCAUUACUUGCCAUCAAAUUUUAAUCCAACAUAUCUUGGGGAAUUGAUCAUGCCAAAUAGCAACAUGACACAACUAUGGAGAGACCAAGAGGAAGAGAUUCCGUGGUUAACGAGCUUGAACCUCUGUGGCUCUAAAGAUCUGAAGGAGACACCUAAUUUUAUAUUUCUUGAAAGUCUUGAGAGGUUAGACUUGGAAGGAUGCACUUCAUUAGUGCAGCUUCAUCCUUCUAUUGCGUAUCUGAGAAGGCUUAAUUUUUUGAAUUUGAGAAACUGCACAAAUCUAGAAAGUAUUCCAAAUGAAUUAUUUGGCAAAAGCUCUCUUGAAUCUCUAAAUCUGGCAGGCUGCUCCAAAUUUGCCCAAUGUUUGACGUUUCCUAAACCGCGCGAAGUAACGUUGUUGGUGGAAGCAGAGAUCAAAAGCUCCCCUGAAGUACUAUGUCGGGCUGCCUGGUUUGACAGAGCAAAACGAAGAAAAGCAGAAAAUGGAGGAAGCAUCAACAUCGGACCGAACUCAUUAUAAAAAAUGGAAGGCUGCAGCAAUUACUGAAGAGAUUGAGAAAGCUUCCACGAGUUCAUUCACUCCAACGAUACCAUUCUGGUUAUUGCAAAUGAGAAGACAAAGGUUAAUGGAGGAGUUAUUUUCAAAGAUGAGAUCAAUCGUUGGCGACAAAACUAAGGAAUAUGCUCGAGCCAAUAUGCGAUAAGCGGUUUGACAAAAGGUUGGGUUGGAAUUUCGUAAAUCGCAUUAAUACAUAAUAUUUGCCUUUGUUAUGGAGCAUUUCUAUUUUAUAAUUAUAUCCAAACACAUACAUUAUUUAUGGUGUCUCAGAUUUGGACACAUUAUUUUACAAUGUGAUAGUCAGCCACAUAAAUUUAGCAAAAGACAAUAGAUUCAGAGCUGACAGGCAAA